Messenger RNA from Rhineura floridana, 2738 nucleotides. RefSeq names its product potassium voltage-gated channel subfamily Q member 2 (gene KCNQ2). Gene Ontology annotation, biological process: transmembrane transport; potassium ion transport. Gene Ontology annotation, molecular function: voltage-gated potassium channel activity. Lineage: Eukaryota; Metazoa; Chordata; Lepidosauria; Squamata; Rhineuridae. Gene Ontology annotation, cellular component: membrane. Bases 1 to 2646 code for a protein of 881 amino acids. The record is from RefSeq and is a predicted model, not a curated record. The transcript has 17 exons.
AUGGUGCAGAAGUCGCGCAACGGAGGCGUGUACGCGGGCGCGUCGGGCGAGAAGAAGCUGAAGGUGGGCUUCGUGGGGCUGGACGCCGGCGCGCCGGACUCCACCCGCGACGGGGCGCUGCUCAUCGCCGGGUCCGAGGGUGGCGGCGGCGGCGGCGGCAAGCGCGGCUCCAUCCUCAGCAAGCCCCGCUCGGCCGUCUCCGGCAAGCCGCCCAAGAGGAACGCCUUUUACCGCAAGCUCCAGAAUUUCCUCUACAACGUGCUCGAGAGACCCCGCGGCUGGGCGUUCAUCUACCACGCUUACGUUUUUCUGCUAGUUUUCUCCUGCUUGGUACUUUCAGUUUUUUCGACCAUUGAGGAAUAUGAGGACAGCUCGGAAGGUGCCCUCUACAUUCUGGAAAUAGUUACCAUUGUGGUCUUCGGUGUGGAGUACUUUGUAAGAAUCUGGGCUGCCGGCUGCUGCUGUCGAUAUCGCGGUUGGAGAGGGAGGUUAAAAUUUGCCCGCAAACCCUUUUGCGUCAUUGACAUCAUGGUGUUAAUUGCCUCCAUCGCUGUGUUGGCUGCUGGAUCCCAGGGGAAUGUCUUUGCCACCUCUGCACUCAGAAGUUUACGGUUUCUGCAGAUUCUGCGCAUGAUACGAAUGGACCGCAGAGGAGGCACAUGGAAGCUUCUGGGAUCAGUGGUGUAUGCCCAUAGCAAGGAGCUGAUCACUGCCUGGUAUAUUGGUUUCCUUUGCCUCAUUUUAGCCUCCUUCCUGGUAUACUUGGCUGAGAAGGGAGAAAAUGAUCACUUUGAUACCUAUGCAGAUGCACUCUGGUGGGGCUUGAUUACACUGACCACCAUUGGCUAUGGGGACAAAUAUCCACAAACCUGGAAUGGACGCCUCCUUGCAGCAACGUUCACCCUGAUUGGUGUUUCCUUUUUUGCUCUUCCAGCUGGUAUUCUAGGUUCUGGAUUUGCACUGAAGGUUCAAGAGCAGCACCGUCAAAAGCACUUUGAGAAGAGGAGGAACCCUGCAGCUGGUCUGAUUCAGGCUGCUUGGAGGUUCUAUGCCACAAACCUCACUCGAACAGAUUUGCAUUCCACUUGGGAUUACUAUGAACGGACAGUCACUGUCCCCAUGUACAGCUCGCAAACGCAAACCUAUGGUGCUUCCAGACUCAUUCCGCCUUUGAACCAGCUGGAGCUCCUUAGGAACCUGAAGAGCAAAUCUGGAUUAACUUUCAGGAAAGAACAGCAGCCUGAGCCAUCUCCAAGUCAAAAGGUCAGCUUGAAAGAUCGUGUCUUCUCCAGCCCUCGAGGUGCAUCCACGAAAGGUAAAGGUUCUCCUCAGGGCCAGAGUAUCCAAAGAUCCCCCAGUGCAGACCAGAGCAUCGAAGACAGCCCAAGCAAAGUGCCCAAGAGCUGGAGCUUUGGGGACCGGAGCAGAGCCAGGCAAGCUUUCCGCAUCAAGGGAGCCGCAUCCCGUCAAAAUUCAGAAGAAGCAUGCCUUCCUGGAGAAGAUAUGCCUGAUGCUGACAAACAAAGUUGCAACUGUGAAUUUGUGACCGAAGAUCUGACACCAGGCCUUAAAGUCAGCAUCAGAGCAGUGUGUGUCAUGAAAUUUCUGGUUUCCAAGCGGAAGUUCAAGGAGAGCCUGCGUCCCUACGAUGUCAUGGACGUCAUUGAACAGUACUCAGCUGGGCAUCUGGAUAUGCUUUCCAGGAUCAAAAACCUCCAGUCCAGGAUAGAUAUGAUUGUGGGUCCCCCGCCCCCUUCAACUCCCCGGCAUAAGAAGUAUUCAACCAAAGGAUCACCCCAGUACUCGCCUAGAGUUGACCAGAUUGUUGGGCGAGGGCCGUCAAUGACAGAUAAGGACCGAACCAAAGGGGAGCUUCCUGAAGAUCCAAGUAUGAUGGGCAGACUUGGAAAAGUGGAAAAACAGGUACAGUCUAUGGAGAAGAAGUUGGACUUCCUGAUCAACAUCUACAUGCAACGGAUGGGGAUCCCACCGACCGAAACAGAAGCCUAUUUUGGGUCCAAAGAACCUGAUCCUGCACCACCCUAUCACAGCCCAGAAGACAGCCGGGAGCAUAUUGACAAGAACGGUUGCAUUAUCAAGAUAAUUCGCUCCACCAGCUCAAUGGGACAGAAGAAUUUCUCUGCACCGCCGGCCACAACAGUGCCAAACAAUUCAUGUCCCCCUUCCACUUCUUGGCAGACAUAUCAACGGCAAAGCCAUGGGACAUCCCCAGUUGGCGAUGCUGGUUCUUUGGUGAGAAUCCCACCACCACCUUCGCACGAGCGCUCCUUAUCAGCCUACGGUGGUGGGAACAGGGCCAGUUCUGAGUAUGCAAAGAACGAAGACCUGAUAGCUAAACAUCAUGAAAGUGCUCUGAGGGACAGUGACACCUCUAUCUCUAUCCCAUCCGUUGACCAUGAGGAACUGGAGCGUUCCUUCAGUGGGUUCAGCAUUUCCCAGUCCAAAGAAAAUUUGGAUGUCCUUAACAACGGAUGCUACACCGCUGUGGCCAAAAUCAGACCCUAUAUUGCAGAAGGGGAGUCAGAUACGGAUUCUGAUCUCUGCACGCCCUGUGGACCUCCACCAAGGUCAGCAACUGGUGAGGGACCUUUCAGUAAUAUGGGGUGGUCAGCUGCUAGACAAUGAAGAAAUGGGAAGCCACCUGAAUGCAACUUCCAGAGCAUGGAUGGGUCAGUGAUGCUGUCCACAUAUUGGACAUUUGCAGGAGACUGAGAGCU